AUGUUGCGUGCUGCUCUCACUUCUUCAACAAAGGCCCGUCUUUGUUCAAAGAAUGUUAUUCAUUCCUCUCAAUUAGUAUCAUCAUCAAUUUCCUAUACAUUCAUGAAGAGUUCUAAUAACUCUCUUUUGCUCACGCUGCCAUCUAAACAAAUAAGGUUCUACGCCGAAGCACAAAGAGAAAAAUCACCAAAGAGUAAACAUGGAAAGGAAUCAAGCUUUAAACGUUUGUCCCACGAGGAAUGUGUUCAAGUUUAUGACUUUUGGAAGAGCCAAGGAAAACAAAUUAAUUUUACAUUCUAUAGACAAUUCUUGCAACAUUGUAAUACACUCUGUUGGGACCACCCACAAUAUGUUGAAAAGGCCCUCUCAAUUGCUGAAGACAUGAAAAAGGACGGUAUUGCUUGGAAUCUUGAAGUUUACUUUAUUUUGAUCCAAUGUUGCAUCCGUAGUAAAUCACCACAAAAUUUAGACAAGGCUUUUGCUCUCCAAUCUGAAAUGGAAAAGUCUGGUAUUCAAUCAACUCAACUUAUCUACAAUUCACUCAUUCGUGGUUGUGCUCUUUUGGAUCAAGUGGAAAGAGCCAAGCCAGUUUUUACUGAAAUGAUGAAGUUAAAGGAUAUUCCACAAGGAAUCAAAUUUGAUGAUGUCUAUAAGCAUCUUAAGGAAUUGUAA
Molecule: messenger RNA, 672 nt
Organism: Naegleria gruberi
Lineage: Eukaryota; Heterolobosea; Eutetramitea; Acrasida; Naegleriidae
Exons: 2
Coding region: 1-672 (223 amino acids)
Molecular function (GO): protein binding
Source: RefSeq, a predicted model, not a curated record